CUAUCGAUAUUUAUAUAUAAAUUUGCAGUGUUUGUUGACUGGUCCUUAGUACCUGCUUGAGUGUUUGAAUAGUUAUUGUGUUCAGUGAAUUAAGUGUAAAUAAGUAAUAAUAUAAAGUGAUAUGUCUGACAGCUCAGAUUAUGAGGAUCACGAUGAUCCCAAAGGUCAGGGACAGCCACCACCAUACUCCGAGAGUGCAACAGACGUGCCCCCCACUGAGAGAGCUGCUACCACCACCACCAUGCACUCUUCCACGACAACCGCCAUCGGCGUCGGCGCAGCGGUGACCGUCGUGACUGCCCAACCGACCUACCCUGCGUACCCCACAGCGGUCGUGUACCAGGGGAACAUGAACUAUGUACCAGCCGGCGUCAACGUGGGACAGGGACCCUUCAUAGGCCCCAAGGAGUCGCCAAUGACCUGCCCCUCCUGUCAGCAGAGUAUUACCACAAAAGUUGAAUACAAAUCCACGAUGGGUACACAUAUUUGUGCUCUCAUGUUUUGUAUGGUUGGGUUUAUACCGUGCAUGAUCAUCCCAUACUGCGUGAAGAGUUGCCGGAACGCUGACCACUACUGUCCCGAGUGUAACGCUUUCCUCGGCACCUACAUCAGAGCCUGAUGAUCAUGACUGUGAUAAAUAUGGAUUUUCUCUGUCACAGUUCUAUGAUGCAAGGAUAGUCAACUUAACUGGAUUAUGCACUUAGAAAUGGUGUAUAUAUGUAUCUAUACACAAUCGUGACUUAAUACGGAAGGAUACGAUUUUCGAAAUAUUUGUACAAGACUCAAAAAGAAGCCUUUUAGAAGCGAUAUAGCCUGAUACGUAGGUUCUCGAAGCGUGUGGCAAUUUUCAAUUAUUUAUUAUCCACUCCUCAUAAAUAAUAAUAUAAUUGAUGGAGAGUUUAGAUGAACAUCUGUAAAAGUUGAAAUCGAUAUGAUUUUGUGUAAAUCUGUAUAGAUUUUUGUACUUUUUAGCAGGGCCGCGCCGACCCCCGGCAGCGCCUGUGUGCGAAACCUAUGAAGCGCCUCUUUUUUAACGAAUCAUCAUAAAACGAAUUUAAUUUUUGAAUGAAUAUUUUUAAUUGUUAAUGUUGACUGAAAUAAAUGUUCUCCAGUCAGCGGCGGCCCUAGCCAUUGCGAGGCUACGAGCGGCAGGUCUAUGCGAGGCCCUUUGUUCUACGUGAAAAGUCUGUUGUGAGCUAGGAGUUAUUUUCUUGUUAAUAAAAGGACUUACAAGCGGCGCUACCUUCUAGGUUCGGCUAAAAAAGGAUUGAAAAAAUAAAAGAAGUGGAAAAUAAAGCAGAGCGUAGCGAGCACAAAAAUUUUUGAGCUUUGGGUCACUGAAACACCUAAACUUGUUUAUUAAAGAACGAUGCAAGGUGCAGUCGCGAGCGCAGCGAGCGCGAAAAUUUUUAAGUUUUAGGACAUAAAAGUACUCUAAUCACGUUAGAAGGAACGGUACCGACAAGCGAACAGCCGCGAGCGUAGCGAGCGCGAAAAUUGUUGAGUUUUGGGACAUAAAAGUACUCUAAUCAUGUUAGAAAGAACUAUACUGACAAGCGAACAGCCGCGAGCGUAGCGAGCGCGAAAAUUUUUGAGUUUUGGGAC
Helicoverpa armigera (cotton bollworm) is the source of this 1605-nucleotide messenger RNA. Its product is annotated as lipopolysaccharide-induced tumor necrosis factor-alpha factor homolog. Gene Ontology annotation, molecular function: zinc ion binding. Bases 122 to 619 code for a protein of 165 amino acids. NCBI's taxonomy places the organism in Eukaryota, Metazoa, Arthropoda, Insecta, Lepidoptera, Noctuidae. The record is from RefSeq and is a predicted model, not a curated record. The transcript has 3 exons.